GUCUCUUGUUCUUCAGGUGAAGCAAAUUGAAAAACGAGACUCUGUUUUAACAUCAAAAAACCAGAUUGACAGGCUGACCCGACCUGGAUCUUCCUAUUUCAACUUGAAUCCUUUUGAGGUACUGCAGAUGGAUCCUGAAGCCACAGAUGAAGAGAUAAAGAAAAGAUUCCGGCAGUUGUCAAUACUGGUGCAUCCAGACAAAAAUCAAGAUGAUGCAGAUAGAGCCCAGAAGGCGUUUGAAGCUGUAGAUAAAGCGUACAAGUUGCUCCUAGAUCAAGAGCAAAAGAAGAGGGCCUUGGAUGUGAUACAGGCAGGAAAAGAAUAUGUGGAACACACUGUGAAGGAAAAAAAGAAACAGUUGAAGAAGGAUGGAAAACCUCCCAUUGUAGAGGAGGAUGAUCCUGAAGUUUUCAAACAAGCUGUAUACAAACAGACAAUGAAGCUCUUUGCUGAACUGGAAAUUAAGAGAAAAGAAAGAGAAGCAAAAGAAAUGCAUGAAAGGAAGCGGCAGAGGGAAGAGGAGAUUGAGGCACAAGAGAAAGCAAAACGAGAGAGAGAAUGGCAGAAAAACUUUGAGGUAAUCAGCAGCUUAAUUUACAGGAUGGACCUCAGCAAUUCUUGGCCAUGCUGCAGGGAAUGCCCCUAG
Molecule: messenger RNA, 646 nt
Organism: Eurypyga helias (sunbittern)
Lineage: Eukaryota; Metazoa; Chordata; Aves; Eurypygiformes; Eurypygidae
Gene: DNAJC8
Product: DnaJ (Hsp40) homolog, subfamily C, member 8
Exons: 7
Cellular component (GO): nucleus
Source: RefSeq, a predicted model, not a curated record